AUGUCCAAAUACAACUGGGAUCAGAUCCGUACUCAAGUAAAAGCAUUCCGAGCAAGGGCGCAUGCCUCCUACCCACUACAUGCACUUGCCACUGUCAAGGACUUUCAUAUUGAUGGCAACCAACGCAAGAUUUACUUUCUCUCCAACAAUCAAGCCAUCGAUGGCACGCUCACCCGCCACCUCACGCUUUAUCAAGUCGACUACCACGACAUUGCACCAUCUCUGGACGAGCAUGAACCCUUAGCAUCUCAAGAACAUCCCUAUAUCCAGGCACUCUCCAAACGCCCUAUUCUAGAAUGGUCACCCGUGUUUUCUCAAUACCUGGUUCCAAGCGAGUCCAAUGUCCCUGUGGAUGCCGUAUUCCCUUCUCCUAGUGAUGCAUCAUCAGGGCUGUAUCCCAUUGAAAGCAUCGCACAUUAUCAAGUGAUGGAUGAUCAAAUCUUGUUUUGUUCUGGCAACGCUGUCUAUUUGGGUACAUUGGGUCAGAUCCCUAUUUUAUUACAGCAACAGCAACAGCAACAACCGACAAAUUCAUCACCAGCAACCCUUAUUCCUCCUCCUCCUACUCCUGUUAUGCAGCAGGGCUCUCCGUCAGAAUCACCGCCUUCUCCGAAUAUGAACGUAGUAGAUUCAUCGUCGCCAAAGCACCAAGCAACGUAUACGCGUCAACAAAAUGGUAGCAACAACAACAACAACAACAACAACAACAACAACAACACUACUUCCAGCACGUUGGGCAAUACAUUUCAAUCCCCUGUUCGAAAUGAUGCAAAGCUCGGUGGCGUCAACAAUAAUCUCAUUGCCUUUAUCCGCAAUCGUGAUAUUUGGGUAGCAACAACGGAAGGCUACGAGGUACAAUUGACGACAAGUUCACUACAAAUGGAUGAUCCAACAUUGUCAUCGGGCACUUCAGAGCAUGUGAUGCAGGAAGAAUUCCAAAGGUACACUGGUUAUUAUUGGGCACCAGCAUCAGCAUCAUCAUCAACCGAUCCAAUCAAUCGAAUCUUGUACUUGGAGACUAGUGAGAAGGAUGUGGAUGUCGUGGUGAUUGUGAAACCAAGAUAUGGGGCAGCCAUCCAUCCAGAGCGCAAUGCAGCUGAACCCGUACGAUACCCAAGGGCUGGUACACCCAAUGCUGUCAGCGACUUGCAAAUUGUUGAAUUUGGAUCGGUGAUACCAGGGACAACUACUAGGAUUGUGCGAAAGCGAUUAUGGCAUGGUAGCAUCAAGGAUGUAUUUCCCUGGUGCGAGUACAUUGUAAGGUUUGGUUGGCUACCUGAUGGACAAAGUGUAUGGGUUCAAAUUUUAUCGCGUGAUCAGAAACGCAUGGCUGUAUUGCGAGUCGCUUGUGAUCAAUUUAUCACUGAAUCAGAUUAUCGACAACAACAGCAACAACCACACACAACCCAAUUCGAGAUACUUUGGGAAGAGACAUCUUCAAUAUGGAUCAAUGUAGCCGACGCCUUUUAUUUUCUCAAAUCUUCUACACCCGAAUGCGUUGAGUUUAUUUGGCAUUCUGAACAAUCAGGCUUUCGACAUCUUUACUAUAUAUCAAAACGAUCCUCGGCUGCCGCCUCAUCCAUUACUCAGUUAACAAGUGGGGACUGGUGCGUCACGGAUCAUCCAAUCUAUGUUGAUGAACAACGACACCUUGUUUAUUUCAUGGCCAGAAAAGAUACACCUUUAGAAUCUCAUUUAUACGUCACCCAUUAUCGUCGACAACAUCAUCAUCAUGAUCAUCAACAGCCCCUUAUUUCUCGACUUACACGACUCGGCUUUAGUCAUAGUGUUGCUAUGGAUACAUCGGCGGGUGUUUUCAUUGAUUGCUUUUCCAGUUUACAUCACACACAAAGUAUCAUUUUGCAACAUCUCGAAUACCAUGACAACAACAACAAAUUACCCACCGUGGCGGAAGAUCUUACAGCGCUUGUGUUUGCAAUACCCCAUACAAAGGAAGAUGUUGCAUGUUGGAUGAUGGAAGAUACUGAGCACACAAUACGAUCCUCUCCUCGCGUCCUUGCGACACCCACACCCUCUGACGGGAGUGGUCGUCGCCAUUCAUCGAAUAGCGGCAGCUUUGAAUAUUGGCAUGCACUUAAAUCAGGCAGCUUUGGCAUGUAUGAUGCAGAAACACAAAGCGUUCCUGCUGGUGAAAUCUUCUCGUUUAUCAAUGCGGAUGGUGUGCGGCUUUAUGGUUAUCUUUACAAGCCAAGGUACUAUGAACCAGGCACAAGUUACCCUACCAUCUUGUACAUUUAUGGUGGACCCAAGACGCAAAUGGUGACGAAUGAUUUUCGACUGGCAAGGUUACAACGUUAUCUCAUGUCCGUGCACUUUGGAUUUGCUGUGGUGGUGAUUGAUGGGAGAGGAUCUUCAGAUCGUGGGCUAGCCUUCGAAUCGCAUAUCCACCGUCGACUUGGCAGUGUUGAGAUUGAUGAUCAAAUCCAGGGUCUUUAUCAUGUGCAUGAUGCCAAAGUGGGUGCCGAAGCUACCUUGGAUGGCAACAUUGUCAGCGUCAUUGAUUUGGAUCGUGUGGGUAUUACUGGAUGGUCCUAUGGUGGCUACCUCAGUCUGAUGGGAUUAGCACAACGACCCGAUGUUUUCAAAAUGGCCAUUGCAGGUGCUCCUGUAACACAAUGGGAAUUGUACGACUCGGCUUAUACGGAACGGUACCUUGGUCUUCCUGAGACAAAUCGUGCUGGCUAUAAAGCAGGUAGUGUGCUGAAUUGGGUAGACCAGUUUCCCGAUAGUGAACACCGACUACUGAUUGCCCAUGGGCUGAUUGAUGAAAAUGUCCAUUUCGUGAAUACUGAGGUGCUGGUAUCUAAAUUGGUCAAGCACAACAAGCCGCAUUAUCUUCAAGUUUAUCCUACUGAAAAACAUGGCCUGAGGCAUGCGAGCGUAAAUGAACAUUUUGAGACCUUGUCGUUCUUUUGGUUUGUAAAUUAUUUGUAA
Messenger RNA from Lichtheimia ornata, 2955 nucleotides. RefSeq lists its product as uncharacterized. The coding region runs from base 1 to 2955 and encodes 984 amino acids. Gene Ontology annotation, molecular function: serine-type peptidase activity; dipeptidyl-peptidase activity. Gene Ontology annotation, biological process: proteolysis. NCBI's taxonomy places the organism in Eukaryota, Fungi, Mucoromycota, Mucoromycetes, Mucorales, Lichtheimiaceae. The record is from RefSeq and is a predicted model, not a curated record. The transcript has 6 exons.